CAAGAACAACCAGUCCAGAGCCACAACCAAAGCAGCUAAUGGAGGCGACCGUGCUGAGCGUGGGCAAAUCCGUGGUGAUCGGAGCCCUUAACUGCGCCAAAUCUGCCGUCGCGGAGGAGGUGGCUUUGCAGCUCGGUGUCCAACGAGAUCAUGUGUUUAUCACAGAUGAGCUUGAGAUGAUGCAAGCUUUUCUGAUGGCAGCCCACGAGGAGGAAGAUGACAACAAGGUGAUCAAGACCUGGGUAAAGCAAGUCCGCGAUGUGGCCUACGACGUUGAGGACUGCCUCCAGGAUUUGGUGGUUCGUCUGGAGAAACUAUCAUGGUGGCGCUUACCGUUCAUGCUGCUAUACCGGCGUAGUGUGGCCAAACAGAUGAAGGAUCUUAGAGCCAAGGUGGAGGAUAUCAGCCAGAGAAAUGUGCGUUACCGUCUCAUCGUGGGCUCAGCUGCCUCAAAGAUAAAACCUACCACCGCUGCAGCUGAGCAGUCUGCCAUCAAAACAGAAGUACUACUUCACAUCUCUCAAGCUACACGAAGUGCGCUCCUGGAAAAGGAAAAGAAAAAGGUGGAUCUUGUCAAAUUGGUCAUGGAGGAUAAAAAUGACCUUAGGGUCAUCGCAGUGUGGGGAGCAAGCAGCAACGUUGGUGUCACAUCCAUCAUUAGGGCAGCCUAUGAUAACGCAUCUGUAAGAGGACAGUUUCAGUGCCGAGCCUGGGUAAGGAUGAUACAACCCUUCCAUCCAAAUGACUUUUUUGUGAGCAUGGUGAGGCAGUUUUAUGAGGGUUCAUGUGAAGAAAACGGAAAAUCAACAGAAGGUACAACAACAACAGGGCUCAAGGUUUUGGAGAAGAUGAAGGCACAGGACAAUCUGGUUCAUGAGUUUAAUCGGUAUGUGACUGACAAGAGUUAUCUGGUCGUUAUCAAUGACGUAGCUACCAUUGAAGAGUGGGACUGGAUCAAAACAUACUUCCCUAGCAAGAAAGGCAGCCGAAUUGUUGUAUCCACGCAGCACUUUGAAGUUGCUAGUCUCUGCACAGAGCAGCCUUACACGGCAACAGCGAUAGACCAGAAAUGGUCAUCCGAUAAGGACUUUUAUGUCUUCCACAAAAAGGUGGAUAGCAAGCCCGAGUCCGGCUCAAAAUCUGUCAUGGGUAGUGCUAGCUCAUCUGCAGCUGUAGGUGGUGAGGAUGAACAAGUACAGAAUCCUACUCGCGCCAGUACUGUGGCAGCUGCGUUGGAGGAAGAUCAGCUUAUCAACCGGCCAGCAGCAAAUGCUAAAGUUAUGAAAUUAGUUCAUCAAGGUCGUCGCGAGGUGAUCACCGUUUGUGGCAUGGGUGGUCUUGGGAAAACAACCCUUUUAACAAGUCUUUGGCAACAAGAACUUGGCAAAGGGUUUCAGAGGCGCGCCUGGUUAACCAUAUCGAGUUCUUUCAACAGUAAGGAGUUCCAUAGGGAUUUGCUCCAGCAAUUAGAUGAUGAUUGCCAAGAAGGGGAAGGAAAUGCUGACAUUCCAAAAAUGCCAAGUGAGUCAGUUGGCAACCAAGACAAUGAAGCGCAAAUGAUUCAAGAUCUGAUCAAGAUUUUAUGGGAGCAGAAAUGCCUCCUCGUUUUCGACGACGUGUCAUCCAUUGUGGACUGGCAGUUGAUAUUGCAGCUCUUGCCUACAUCCAGAAAUGUUGCCAAUCGGAUCAUUGUCACGACGAGAGAACUUAAUGUUGCUAAAUGUUGUUCUUUGGACGAAGAACAAAUAUACAAUCUGGAGUUGCUAGAUGACGCAGAGGCUCUUCUGCUAUUCGAAAAGAAGGUACGCAUACUGAGUUACUGA
Triticum aestivum (bread wheat) is the source of this 1823-nucleotide messenger RNA. RefSeq names its product putative disease resistance RPP13-like protein 3. Gene Ontology annotation, molecular function: ADP binding. The record is from RefSeq and is a predicted model, not a curated record. The transcript is spliced from 3 exons. Lineage: Eukaryota; Viridiplantae; Streptophyta; Magnoliopsida; Poales; Poaceae. The coding region runs from base 39 to 1823 and encodes 594 amino acids.